This is a messenger RNA of Perca flavescens (yellow perch), 4026 nucleotides long. RefSeq names its product solute carrier family 6 member 8 (gene slc6a8). The record is from RefSeq and is a predicted model, not a curated record. The transcript has 13 exons. Gene Ontology annotation, cellular component: plasma membrane. Gene Ontology annotation, molecular function: gamma-aminobutyric acid:sodium:chloride symporter activity. Gene Ontology annotation, biological process: amino acid transport; sodium ion transmembrane transport; nitrogen compound transport. The coding region runs from base 1243 to 3234 and encodes 663 amino acids. Lineage: Eukaryota; Metazoa; Chordata; Actinopteri; Perciformes; Percidae.
UUUUUAAACCGAGUCGUGACGACGUCGCUCUCAUUUUGGGAUUCUGAGAAAAAGAAAUGUCUCCAGAUUAUUACUAAAAACCUUUUUGAAUUUGUGACUUAAAAAAAAUAAAUAAAAUAAAAUUCUACACAAUUUAAUUAAUUUGUCAGAAUUGAAAAAAACUGAGUAAAUAAAAAGACAGAUUCUGGAUAAUAAUAAUAAUAAUAAUAAUAUAUUAUUACUGAAGCAGGAGAAAGAAACAGCGCGAGGAUUAAGGAUCUUUGAACGGGACUAAGCAGACUGACUCAUCGGUUUCUGACUGGAGUCAGCUGCACAUUUCCAGGCAGCAGGAGAGACUGGGAAUACCUCUGCAGACCAGUGCUGGCUGAGUGGGUUAACUGGUGUCUGACAGAGAGGAAGAAACACAUUAUAGGAAGAAGGGAAAUCAGCUUUUUAAAGGCUACCAAAAAAACUCGGUAAAUUAAAGAGGUUGAGAUUGAUAUUAAUUGCGCAAUUGUGCGGACUUGUGCCUGAGUGGACAGUAGCGGUCUGAAAAGACCACACACAUAUUUUGGUGGAAAGAAAAGGGAAAAACGUAAGAAUUAAAGGGGGAAACCACAAGAGUGAGACAGACUGAAGUUUUUGACCACCCCUAACUAGUUUCUAACUGGCUCCUGAUUGGCUCCUGAUUGGUUCCUGAUUGGUUAACCGGUUUGUGACUUUCAGAAAAGACCACAAACAUUUUUUUUUGGGGGGGGGACAGAAAACAAAAACUAAUAAUUAAAGGGAAACCCAGAGUGAGACAGACUGAAGAGCUGGUUCCUGAUUGGUUCCUGACUGGUUCCUGAUUGGUUCCUGACUGUCACACUAUAGACCAAGAAGCUUACAAAAACUUCAGAAUUAAAGGGAACCCAGACUGAGGCAGACUGAAGUUUUGAACCCUUCUGAUUGGUUCCUAACUGGUUAACUGUUUCCUGACUGGUUCCUGAUUGGUUGACUGGUUCCCUAACUGGUCCCUGACUGAUUGACUGGUUCCUGACUGUUUCCUGAUUGGUUCCUGACUGGUUAACUGUUUCCUGACUGGUUCCUGAUUGGUUGACUGUUUCCCUAACUGGUCCCUGACUGGUUGACUGGUUCCUGACUGGUUCCUGAUUGGUUGACUGGUUCCUGACUGGUUCCUGAUUGGUUCCUGAUUGGUUCCUGACUGGUUGACUGGUUAACUGUUUGCCGACUGUUUACCGACUGAUUUGUGGCCUGUCAGUGAUGGAGAAGCACUCCCUGCCCUCCUCCUGUUCUCUGGUCCUCCUGGAGGAGACCAAGAAGAGGCCUCUGCUCCUGUCCAACGGUAAUGGCGGUGGCGGUGGCGGUGGCGGUAACGGUUACUCCCCCACGGCCGCUAACGGCAGCCUGGUCCCGCUGACGGCGGACGGCGCCUGCGACGGACCGGAGAAGAAACCGGUUGCCGUGGUGACGGGCCCGGGGUACCAGGAACGAGAGACCUGGACCCGGCAGAUGGACUUCAUGAUGUCCUGCGUGGGAUUCGCCGUCGGACUCGGAAACGUGUGGCGCUUCCCGUACCUGUGCUACAAGAACGGAGGAGGCGUCUUCCUGAUCCCGUACCUGCUGAUCGUGGUCGUUGGAGGAAUCCCGAUCUUCUUCCUGGAGAUCGCUCUGGGGCAGUUCAUGAAGGCCGGCAGCAUCAACGUCUGGAACAUCGCUCCGCUAUUUAAAGGUCUGGGUUAUGCCUCCAUGGUGAUUGUGUUUUUCUGCAACACUUACUACAUCAUGGUGUUGGCCUGGGGCUUCUACUACCUAAUCAAGUCCUUUAACUCCACCCUUCCGUGGUCCACCUGUGACAACGAAUGGAACACGCCCAACUGCAUCGAGAUCUUCCGUCACCAGGACUGCAACGGCAGCCUCCCUAACGCUACCAUGAGCAACAACAUGACCUGCGCCGAGAUGGCUAACGCACGAUCGCCAAUCAUCGAGUUCUGGGAGAACAAGGUGUUGAACAUCUCUUCAGGUUUGGGGGACACUGGAGAGUUUAACUGGGAGCUCACGUUGUGUCUGAUGGCCGUCUGGGUUAUGGUUUACUUCUGCGUCUGGAAGGGAGUCAAAUCCACUGGGAAGAUUGUGUACUUCACAGCGACCUUCCCCUACGUGGUGCUCAUCAUCCUGCUGGUCAGAGGAGUCACACUUCCUGGAGCGUACGACGGCAUCAUGUUCUACAUCAAACCUGAUUGGUCCAAACUGGAGGAGGCUCAGGUGUGGAUCGACGCCGGCACGCAGAUCUUCUUCUCCUACGCCAUCGGGCUCGGAGCUCUGACCGCUCUGGGCAGCUACAACCGCUUCAACAACGACUGCUACAAAGAUGCCUUCGUCUUGGCGAUGAUAAACAGCGGGACCAGUUUCUUUGCCGGUUUCGUUGUGUUUUCUAUUCUAGGCUUCAUGGCUGCUGAGCAGGGAGUAGACAUCUCACAGGUCGCUGAGUCAGGUCCGGGUCUGGCCUUCAUUGCGUAUCCGAAGGCUGUCAGUCUGAUGCCGGUGGCUCCGCUGUGGGCGGCUCUCUUCUUCUUCAUGCUGCUGCUGCUCGGACUGGACAGUCAGUUUGUCGGGGUGGAGGGUUUCGUUACUGGAAUCCUGGAUGUGUUUCCUGGAAAGCAGAACUUUCGCUACAAACGGGAGAUCUCGGUGGCGAUAUGCUGCUUACUGUGCUUCAUUAUCGACCUCUCCAUGGUGACGCAGGGAGGGAUGUACGUCUUCCAAUUGUUUGACUACUACUCAGCCAGUGGAAUGACUCUGUUGUGGCAAGCAUUCUGGGAAUGCAUAGUAGUUGCCUGGGUCUACGGUGCUGACCGCUUCAUGGACGAUGUAGCUCGUAUGAUUGGCUACCGGCCUUUCCCCUGGAUGAAGUGGUGCUGGUCCUUUAUAACUCCAUGUGUCUGCAUGGGCAUCUUCCUGUUCCACCUGGUGAACUACAAGCCGCUGACCUACAACAACGUGUAUGUGUACCCGUGGUGGGGCGAGGUGAUUGGCUGGUGUCUGGCUCUGUCCUCCAUGCUCUGCAUCCCCGUCACCCUUCUUUACAAACUCUUCAGAGCCAAGGGAACCUUCAAAGAGCGCUGGGCUCACCUCACCUGUCCGGUGUGGGGGCCACAUCACCUGGAGUACAUGGCCCCCGACAUCAAGUCCCUGAGCUCGCUGUCGCCCGGCACCGACGACAACAAAGUCAUCAUCUUUGAGAGCGUCAUGUAGGCUGGACUCCACCAAUCACAAUGCUCCAUCUCCAUCCAUCCAUCCCACCUGUGACAAGAUGCCCUGCAACACCUCACCACCACACUUCAGAUUUCCCUCCAGGGUUCAAAAUUAGCACCAUUUACCAUUUGCCAAAAUGCUGGCAAAAUAUGCAAGAGGCUGGUAGCUUUGAUUCACUCACUGCCCCCAAAAAAAAAACAAUGGUAAUCUACUGUGUGAAAUUUGAACAUUCACUAUCUGUUUGGCUGGUGGACAAAAAGUUAAUUUUGAACCCUGUUUUACCUCCGUACCGGACCUAAGAGUGACGGAUCAGCCCCUCAGCUCAUCAAGACAUCACCAAAGCUACCGAGAUGUUUCAGAGAAUUAAACAGCUCCUCCAGGACGGUUUUUAUAUUUAAUAAAUCCCAGCAGCAACAAAUGAAAAGCCUACUUUUUCACCCAGAAAAAGAAAAAAAAACACAAAAAUGUGAGAUUAAAAACCAGCAGAUCACUCGGUUCUUUAACUGGAAAAGGGCUUCGACUCCUCUGGUUCUCAAUACAGAAAAAGAAAAUGUAAAUAUUAUUUUUUUUUCACAAAUGUCAAAACCCUGGAGGAGCUGAAGAAGAAGAAGAAGAAGUUUGGACAGAUUUCGUUCAAAACGCUGCUGAACGUUGCCAUGGCUUUCUCCAUGUUGGAUGAAGAGUAUUAAUGCAAUCUUGUCUUUGGGUGGGCGGGUUGGACAGACACACACACACACACACACACACACACACACACACACACACACACACACACACACACACACACACACA